CAAGGGUGUCUGUAAAGCUAAAGAAUAUCAGCAGGUCUUUUUGUGCUCUCCCAAGCUUCCCCUGACUUGUUGACAGCUAACGUUAGCUAGCUACCGUACGCUAUAACCAGCUGAUAACGUUACUGGGUUUAGGAAGGUUACGUAAUGUUAGCGAACUGAACUUGGUUGUUUUCAAUAUGUAUCUACUUACUAAAUGUCAUUUUCACUAGCUACAAGCAAUGGGGGACUUUCAGCAAUUUGAACAGGACUUCUACCAGUCAGGGUAUUACAUCGAUGACCAGGGACAGGUGGCCUACGACUAUGGCGAUGGCUAUGACCAUAACCCAGAGUAUGAGGAUGAUGGCAUAGACGUGUCCAUGCCUGGUGUGUUCACCCCCUCUCCGGGCCAGGCCUUCCAGCCUUCAAAGCCUGCUGGGACAUAUCUAUACACAGCUGGAACAGACGGAUCAUUUGAAGAGGAGCCUCCGUUGCUGGAGGAGCUUGGCAUUAAUUUUGAACACAUAUGGCAGAAGACGUUGACAGUGCUGAACCCUAUGAUGCCAGCAGAUGGCAGCAUCAUGAAUGAGACCGACCUGACGGGCCCUAUUCUGUUCUGUAUCGCUCUGGGUGCCACUUUACUUAUGGCAGGCAAAUCCCACUUUGGCUAUGUCUAUGGGAUCAGUGCCAUCGGCUGCAUGGCGAUGUACACCCUGUUGACCAUGCUGAGUUCCCUGACUGUGUCCUAUGGCUGUGUAGCCAGCGUUCUGGGCUACUGCCUCCUACCCAUGGUGGCACUAUCUGCAUUCGCAGUCAUCUUUUCCCUACAAGGGAUCAUUGGAACUGUCCUGGCCUUGCUGGUGAUUGGCUGGUGCAGUUUCUCAGCUUCCAAGAUCUUCAUCUCCACUCUGGCUAUGGAGGGCCAGCAGCUGUUGGUAGCGUACCCCUGUGCCCUGCUUUAUGGAGUCUUUGCCUUGCUAACAGUGUUCUAAAGGCCACUACUGUCGCUGACUGUCAACAGAGAUCCCAUUUCUGAGGCACUACAUAUCCCAUAUGGGUAUCAGUGCUGUAUAUGGGUGUGAAAAUAACAUUGAGUUAUAUAGAGUUGUAUUCCUUUCUUUUUUUUAAAUGGGGACUUGUUUUUUUCAUGGGGGUUACUUUACAUCGUGAAAAAUUUAAUCUGGGUGUGUGAUUGGUUGACAUUUGUGCAUUGGAAUGUGCCAAUAAAUGUAAUUUGAAACGUUACAUUGUGUCAAAAGGCAACACUGACAUAAAUUUGAAUUAUGGAACCAACAAAGACCAUGUUUAAAAACUAAAUAAAGUUGAAUAGCUUAUCUAAAAAAAGUGUUUUUUACAGUAAUCCAGUGUUUAAAAAAACAACACUACAAGUACGUUUUACUCAAUGUAUGUGAACACCUGCUAGCUGAACAUCUCAUUUCAAAAUCAUGGGCAUUAAUAUGGAGUCGGUAGUCGAUCGCUCAUUUGCUGCUAUAACAGCCUCCACUCUUCUGGGAAGGCUUUCCACUAGAUGUUGGAACAUUUCUGCUGGGACUUGCUUCCAUUCAGACACGAGCAUUAGUGUGGUUGGGCACUGACAUUGGGCGAUUAGGCCUGGCUCGCAGUCAGCGUUCCAAUUCAUCCCAAAGGCGUUCGAUGAGGUUGAGGUCAGGGUUUUGUGCAGGCCAGUCAAGUUUUUCCACACUGAUCUAGAGCUUUGUGCACAGGGACAUUGCCAUGCUGAAACAGGAAAGGGCCUUCCCCAAACUGUUACCACAAAGUUGAAAGCACAGAAUCAUCAAGAAUGUCAUUGUAUGCUGUAGCGUUAAGAUUUCCCUUCACUGGAACUAAGGGGCCUAGCCUGAACCAUGAAAAACAGCCCCAGACCAUUAUUCCUCCUCCAACAAACUUUACAGUUGUCACUGCCAUUUGGGCAGGUAGUGUUCUCCUGGCAUCCGCCAAACCCAGAUGUGUCCAUCGGACUGCCAGAUGGUGAAGCGUGAUUCAUCACUCCAGAGAACUGCUCCAGAGUUCAAUGGCGGCUUGCUUUACACCAGUCCAGCCGACAGUUGGCAUUCCGCAUGGUGAUCUUAGGCUUGUUUGCAGCUGCUCAGCCAUGGAAACUCAUUUCACAAAGUUCUGAUGAACAGUUAUUGUGCUGAAGUUGCUUCCAGACACUUAUAGCCAGAAAGCUGUCUUAGAGCAGGUUUAACCUCUCUACUGUUAGAAAGCCGGAUCAACUCAGAAUACCUAAGAGUGAAUUAAACUAUUUUGAAAAAGCAAUUAAGGGAAUAAACUGGAAUGAUCUCUUGUCCUAUACAGACGUGGAAGCUGAUAGUCAGGUUUUUCUAUCCACAAUCCAGACUACAAUAAAUGGCUUCCUAAAGAAAAUCAAAUCCAAACCUGGCCAAAAGAGCACUCUUCCUUGGCUAAAUGGAGAAAUCUGGAAAUUUAAUGAAAGAACGAGAUUAUGCUCUAAAAAUAGCCCUAAAAUCUAAAUUAGAGCAUGACAGACGUAGGUUUACCAUGUUGAGAAAUAAGGUGAUGAAAGAAAUCAGACAGGCCAAGGCAAACUUUUUUAUUAACAUAAUUGGUGAAGCAAAGGGAAAUUCUAAAUUGUUAUGGGAGAAUCUAAAAAAGUUAACAGGGAAAGACCAUAGUAACACUGCAAAAAGACUAGAAAUCAUGGUGAAUAAAUCUAUCAAUCUAACACAGGAUGCAGUCGAAAUAGCAAUAGCCUUCAAUUCCUACUUUAUUGACUCUGUCAGGGUACUGACACAGAACCCCUCCACUGGUUUCUCGGGCUCAGUGCUAGUGAAUGACACUCAACCUGUCUUCAUCAUAAGGGAGGUUUCUGAGUCAAAGGUGAACAAGGUGAUUAGCUCACUAAAGAACUCUAAAGCCAAAGAUGUGUUUGGGAUGGACUCUACCUUUCUUAAAAACUACAAAGAGUCACUCAUUGGCCCCAUUACUAAGGUCACCAACACAUCUAUUGGUCUCGGUGUGUUUCCAAGGGUAUGGAAGUCGGCCAUAAUAACGGCCAUCUUUAAAUCAGGCGACCCUGCUGACGUGAGUAACUACAGGCCCAUUAGUAUACUACCUGUGGUGUCAAAGGUUGUUGAAAAGUGUGUAGCAGAACAACUGAUUGCCCACCUCAACAACAGCCCCUUCACAUUACACUCCAUGCAGUUUGGCUUCAGAGCGAAACACUCCACAGAAACGGCCAACUGCGUUCUUCUGGAAAAUGUGAAGUCCAAGAUGGACAAAGGGGGUGCUGUUGGGGCUGUGUUUCUGGACCUAAGGAAGGCUUUUGAUACUGUUAACCAUGAGAUUCUCAUCACAAAAUUGUCCAAGUUCAACUUUUCCCCUGAUGCCUUGAGAUGGAUGAAAUCAUACCUUGAAGGCAGAACUCAGUGUGUCAGAGUGAGCAAUGAGCUGUCGCCCACUCGUAGCUAUGAUGUGGGCGUGCACCAAGGGUCAAUACUGGGGCCCCUCCUGUUCAGCCUGUACAUUAAUGAUCUGCCUUCUGUCCGUACUGGGUCUGAAGUUCAAAUGUAUGCAGAUGAUACAGUGAUAUAUGUGCAUGCAAAGAGCAAACAACAAGCUGCACAAGAACUCACUACUGUAAUGGUCCAGGUUACAAAGUGGCUCAGUGACUCGUGUUUGCAUCUCAAUGUGAAAAAAACUGUUUGCAUGUUCUUCACAAAGAAGGCAACAGAUGCUACUGAGCCAGAUGUCUAUGUGUCAGGGGAGAAGCUCCAGGUGGUAUCCGAUUUUAAGUACCUUGGCAUCAUACUUGAUUCCAACCUCUCUUUUAAAAAGCAUGUGAAAAAGGUAAUUCAAAUAACCAAAUUCAACCUAGCUAAUUUCGGAUUUAUACGAAAUUGUUUGACUACAGAGGUAGCAAAACUGUACUUCAAAUCUAUGAUACUCCUCCACUUAACAUACUGCUUGACUAGUUGGGCCCAAGCUUGCUGUACAACAUUAAAACCUAUUCAGUCUGUCUACAAACAGGCUCUCAAAGUGCUUGAUAGGAAGCCCAAUAGCCAUCAUCAUUGUCACAUCCUUAGAAAGCAUGAGCUCUUGAGUUGGGAAAAUCUUGUGCAAUACACCGACGCAUGUCUUGUAUUCAAGAUCCUUAAUGGCCUGGCUCCCCCUCCACUCAAUAUUUUUGUUAAACAGAAAACCCAGACAUAUGGCAGCAGAUCCACAAGGUCUGCCAUGAGAGGUGACUGUAUAGUUCCCCUAAGGAAAAGCACCUUUAGUAAAUCUGCAUUCUCUGUGAGAGCUUCCCAUGUCUGGAAUACACUGCCAUCAGACACACAUAACUGCACCACAUAUCACACUUUCACAAAAUGCUUGAAGACAUGGCUAAAGGUAUAUCAGAUUUGUGAACAUGGUCCCUAGCUGUGUGUUGCCGCUUUCCAUGUUGUCUGUUGUUUGUAGCUUGUGUGGUGUGGAAACACUUUGUUGCUUUUAUGAAUUUUGUCUUGCUGCUUUUUGUUCUAUGUUGCUCUGUCUGUAUGCUACGUCUUGCUUGUCCUAUGUUGCUCUGUCUGUAUGCUAUGUCUUGCUUGUCCUAUGUUGCUAUGUCUUGCUUGUUCUAUGUUGCUAUUGUCUAUAUUGUAAUUGUUUUUAAUAACCUGCCCAGGGACUGCGGUUGAAAAUUAGCCGGCUGGCUAAAACCGGCACUUUUACUGAAACGUUGAUUAAUGUGCACUGUCCCUGUAAAAAUAAAAAUAAACUCAAACUCAAGACACA
Oncorhynchus nerka (sockeye salmon) is the source of this 4734-nucleotide messenger RNA. Its product is annotated as protein YIPF7-like. Gene Ontology annotation, cellular component: trans-Golgi network. Gene Ontology annotation, biological process: endoplasmic reticulum to Golgi vesicle-mediated transport; vesicle fusion with Golgi apparatus. The transcript is spliced from 6 exons. The record is from RefSeq and is a predicted model, not a curated record. Bases 219 to 968 code for a protein of 249 amino acids. NCBI's taxonomy places the organism in Eukaryota, Metazoa, Chordata, Actinopteri, Salmoniformes, Salmonidae.